Molecule: messenger RNA, 572 nt
Organism: Erinaceus europaeus (western European hedgehog)
Lineage: Eukaryota; Metazoa; Chordata; Mammalia; Eulipotyphla; Erinaceidae
Gene: PI3
Product: peptidase inhibitor 3
Exons: 3
Coding region: 59-412 (117 amino acids)
Biological process (GO): innate immune response; antibacterial humoral response
Cellular component (GO): extracellular region
Molecular function (GO): peptidase inhibitor activity
Source: RefSeq, a predicted model, not a curated record
GCUGAGUCUGUAUAAAACAGGGUUAGGCUUCAGCUUGCGCAAACGCCAACCUGACAACAUGAGGUCCAGCAGCUUCUUUGUUCUGGCCGUGCUCGUCAUCCUUGGCUCUCUGGCAGCACAGGCUGCUUUAGCAGCAGUUUCCCGUAAAGGUGAAGACACAGUCAAAGGCCAUGUUCUGGUGAAAGGACAAAAUCCAGUCAAAGGACAAAAUCCAGUCAAAGGGGGAAAUCCAGUCAAAGGACAAAAUCCAGUCAAAGGCUCAGUUUCCAUGAAGUCUGGUUCCUGUCCCACAGUUCUGAUCCGGUGUGCCAUGUUAAAUCCCCCUGAUCGCUGUCAGAAUGAUGCUGAUUGUCCAGGGAGCAAGAAGUGCUGUGUGGGAUCUUGUGGGAAGGCUUGUUUAAUCCCCCAGUAAGGAGCACCUGUCCUCACCACACUUAUGAAGCCCCAGGGCCAUAGGCCCUGCUCCCUGUAGUACUCCCCUCCCCUCCAGGGCCCAUGCUUCUUCUCAUUCAGAAUGCCCAUGUCUUGGAUGUGUCUCCGUUCAACUUUCCAAUAAAGACCACAUUCUUCUA